Molecule: messenger RNA, 423 nt
Organism: Acanthoscelides obtectus
Lineage: Eukaryota; Metazoa; Arthropoda; Insecta; Coleoptera; Chrysomelidae
Source: the annotation of a GenBank genome assembly
AUGGCUACUCUGCUGGCACCAGCAUUCUUCGAGUUAGAUGGGCCAGAGAGCGAGGAAGCUAUAGAACAAAUAAGAAGAGGAUUGCAAAGCUUCCAAGAAAUCUGGGACAUGAGUAUAGUGAACAUGAGGGCCCCAAUAAAGAAAUCUCGGAAGAAGGUGGUAAAUUUAGAAGACGUAAUCAGGACGAAGCCCUUUCCACAUAUCCCCACGGUAUCAUCCUUAUAUACAGGUAUUCCAGAUGAUCCAUCUCCUCCUGAAGAGCCUGAUGUACUUCCUACAGUGCCCGAAGUUCCUGAGGAGCCUGAAGAGGACGAGGAGGACGAGGAGGACGAGGAGGACGAGGAGAAGGACGAGGAGGACGAGGAGGAGGACGAGGACGAGGAAGACCCUACCUGCUGUCAAACAUUUCGCAUGAGAAGGUAG